UGCCGUGCCCUGCGCUGAGGAUGGCACGGAGUCAGCGGGAAGGACUGGGACUGUCCCGCUCUCCCUCUUCAUCACACUCCCCACUUCCUCGCUGUGUCCUGCGCCUCACUGGAGCGUGUCAGACAGCUGGGAUGGACAUCCCCUCCUGCACCCUCGUGGCUCCACACCAUUUUCCAGGACACAGCUGAAAGGACCAAAAUCUUUUUCUUAGUCCAAACUUCUCUUCCUGGUGGAGAAGCGCUCCCAUCAGUCCCAUCUCCCCUCACACAGACUUUUCCUUUGGAAUGAACCUCUUCCUCCUCCCUGUUGCUCUUUGCUCCGUGUAACUCUGCCUCUAGUAAAGACUUUGCAUCAAACUCUCUCCCAGCCUUUCUUUGUGCCUCCUUCCUCUGGUCUGGGGGGUGCUGGGAGGGUUGGGGGGCGUUUCCCACCUCAAGCAGUUUAGCUGGAAGAGAGGUGUGGCGGGCAGGCAGCCAAAGGGAAGGACAGACAGUCAAAGGGCAGAGCAGGAAGGUGGCAGCCACCCUGUUAGCUGGGAAGAGAGAAGCUGUGGUUGAUAACCGCAGUGCAAUCAUCCCGCACUGCACCCGUGGGAGCAUGGAGACUGCAACUGUCCUCCCGCAGCUUCCUGAGAGCGAGGCCAAGAGAGCCCCCGAGGGUGAUGGUGGGAACGGGACUGUGGAUGGUGACGCCGCGAGCAGGAACCCCUUUGCAGGGCUGGUGAGCCACCUGCGGGCAUCCUGGCUCUCGGGGAAGACACGGCCCAUGGAAUACCGUGUGGCUCAGCUGGAGGCUCUGGGACGCUUCUUGGAUGAAAAGAAGCAGGAGAUCCUGGAUGCCACUGCCUCUGACUUGGGCAAGGCACCCUUUGAAACCGAAUUGUCUGAGAUCUUCCUGUGCAAGAACGAGCUCCAUGAGACCCUGAACAACCUGUCCCACUGGAUGAAGGACGAGAAGGUGGACAGGACUCUGGCGAUGCAGCUGGACUCUGCCUUCAUCCGCAAGGACCCCUACGGAGUGGUGCUCAUCAUAGCGCCCUGGAACUACCCCAUCCAACUCUUCCUGGUGCCCCUCAUCGGGGCCAUCGCUGCCGGGAACUGUGCCAUCAUCAAACCCUCUGAGGUGUCCAAGAAGACAGAAAGACUCGUGGCAGAGGCGCUGCCCAGCUACCUGGACAAGGACUGCUUUGCUGUGGUGACCGGUGGUGUGCCAGAGACCACCAGGCUGCUGGAGAACAAGUUUGACUACAUCUUCUUCACUGGCAGCCCCCCGGUGGGGCGGAUCGUGAUGACCGCCGCUGCCAAGCACCUGACACCGGUGACACUGGAGCUGGGGGGCAAGAACCCCUGCUACGUGUCUGACACCUGCGAUGUGACCAACGUGGCGCGGCGCGUGGCCUGGGGCCGCUUCUUCAACGCGGGGCAGACCUGCAUCGCGCCCGACUACCUGCUCUGCACCUUAGAGAUGCAGGAGAAGCUGCUCCCGGCCCUGCAAAAGGCCAUCAAUGAUUUCUAUGGCCCCAACCCCCGAGAAUCCCCGGAUUUCGGCCGCAUUGUGAGCGACAAGCAGUUCCAGCGCCUGCGGGCGCUGCUGGGCAGCGGGCGCGUGGCCAUCGGGGGACAGACGGAUGAGGCCGAGCGCUACAUCGCUCCCACGGUGCUGGUGGAUGUGCAGCCCUCAGAUCCCAUCAUGCAGGAGGAGAUCUUCGGGCCCAUCCUGCCCAUCGUCAUCAUCGCCAACGUGGAUGAAGCCAUUGACUUCAUCAACGCCCGGGAGCGGCCCUUGGCUGUCUAUGCCUUCUCCUCGGAUGACAAGGUGGUGAACCGGGUCCUGAAGCGGACGAGCAGCGGUGGCUUCUGUGGCAACGACACCCUGAUGCAUGUGACACUGCCCUCACUGCCCUUCGGAGGCAUUGGGAACAGCGGCCUGGGAACGCACCACGGGAAGUUCAGCUUUGACACCUUCUCCCACUCCCGAGGGUGCCUGAAGCGCGGGAUGGGCCGCGAGUCCCUCAAUGCCCCGCGCUACCCCCCGUACAGCCAGAAGAAAUUUGGGGUCAUCCGGGCCACUUCCAAGGUGACGCGUAAGACUGACUGCACCCUGCUCUGACGGCCCCCACAUCCCACUCGCAGUCUGCCCACUCCGGACAUCUCUUGCUGCUGGUCCCGGUGCCCAGGUGCAAUGAAGAGUGUUUCUCAACAUCCUGUGUGCUUCCCUUUCACUCCCCUGCACCCCUGCUCACCCCAAAAGUCCCUUGUUCCCCACAUCUCUCUCUAUUGCAAUCCCAUAUCCCUCUUUUCUGGGUGUUUGGGGCUUUAUUUCCACUGGUACCAUCAGAGCAGAGGAGUCUCCCGUGCCCCUCCUUGCAUACUCUGCUUUGAUAAGGUCCACAACAACUCCCUGAUUCCAAGUCCUUGAGCUGGGAUGAUCCUGGUUUCUCCUGCUUUAUGAUCCCAGUCUCCUUUGCCCCAUCAUAUCAGCGUCCUUUGCCCCGUGUUGUGAGAUACAAAGCUGUGUUUCGUGUCAGGUACACACAGGCAGCGUGUGUGCUUG
Messenger RNA from Motacilla alba alba, 2553 nucleotides. It is a transcript of the gene ALDH3B1, whose product is annotated as aldehyde dehydrogenase 3 family member B1. The transcript has 10 exons. The coding region runs from base 598 to 2109 and encodes 503 amino acids. Gene Ontology annotation, biological process: aldehyde metabolic process. Gene Ontology annotation, molecular function: aldehyde dehydrogenase (NAD+) activity. Gene Ontology annotation, cellular component: cytoplasm. The record is from RefSeq and is a predicted model, not a curated record. NCBI's taxonomy places the organism in Eukaryota, Metazoa, Chordata, Aves, Passeriformes, Motacillidae.